GUUGGGAUGGAGUGAAUGUAAAAGAGUUUUCUUCUUUCUGGAUUUCUCCUCUUAAAUCGAAUGGAUGUGAAUGUUGUGUCAAUGUUACAAGAAUUUUGGGAAAGCAAGCAGCAGCAGAGGGCCGCAUUCCCCAGCAGCGAAGGUGUGGUGGUCUAUGAGUCACUCCCUUCUUCUGGGCCUCCCUUUGUGAGCUAUGUGACUCUCCCAGGAGGGAGUUGCUUUGGCAACUUUCAGUGCUGCCUAAGUAGAGCUGAGGCCAGGCGGGAUGCAGCUAAGGUGGCACUCAUCAACUCUCUCUUCAAUGAGCUGCCCUCCCGCAGGAUCACUAAGGAGUUCAUUAUGGAGAGUGUUCAGGAAGCAGUUGCCUCCACCAGUGGCACUUUAGAUGAUGCGGAUGACCCCAGCACAAGCGUCGGAGCCUAUCACUACAUGUUGGAGUCAAAUAUGGGGAAGACCAUGCUAGAGUUUCAGGAACUGAUGACCAUUUUCCAACUACUGCACUGGAAUGGAAGUCUAAAAGCGCUUCGUGAAACAAAGUGUUCUCGACAGGAAGUCAUCUCCUAUUAUUCCCAGUAUUCCUUAGAUGAAAAGAUGCGCAGCCACAUGGCCCUGGAUUGGAUCAUGAAGGAGCGGGAGUCACCGGGAAUUCUCUCUCAGGAGCUACGUAUGGCCCUGAGGCAGCUGGAGGAAGCCAGGAAAGCAGGACAAGAGCUACGAUUUUACAAAGAAAAAAAAGAAAUUUUGAGCUUGGCCCUGACUCAGAUCUAUAGUGACCCUGACCCCUCCUCACCCAGUGAUGACCAGCUGAGCCUCACGGCCCUGUGUGGCUAUCAUUAGCCAGGUCAGGUCCCAGGUGCCCCCAAGGACUCUAAAAUCAGGGAUCACUUUGAUGGAGGUUGCUAUGGAUAUUAGCAUCAGUAGCUACUACCUGAAGGCUGUGUUGACCCCUACCAUUCACAAAAGAGAGACUAGUAAGAUUCUUAUAGACCCAGACAUCCUGUUUCAUAUAUGGUUUCAAUCACAUGCCCAGCAGUUCUAUUUUGGAAUGAAAGGAUGAAGACAGAACUGUUUAGAAAGUAUUUUUCAGGGCCUGAGCCAAUCUAAAGCCUAGCUGACAUGUGCCUUGCUAAGUUACAUGCAUUGUUUCAAAAGAAUGGGCCAGUAUAGCAGCCUCCAAAAAACCAGCAGCCAGGACUAGGAGAAAUAGCAUGAUAGCAUUCUUUUAAAUACUUAAGAUUGAAUGAAUAGUAUGAAUUGUUUUAAAAAAUCAACAAGAGUCAGAGUCUUCUUAAAUCCUCCUGAAAAUUAGCCAUGAUAACAACAAAUGUUCUAUUUCUCAGACCAGAGGAAAUUUAGCUACCUAACUGCCCUAUUCUAAUAUCCUAAAAAAAAAGGUAAUAUAGUAUGUAAUGUUAGGUAGAUUUCAUUUUAAAAUAUUGUUUUAACAAAAGUUAUACCACUUCUCAUAACAAGGCUAAACACCACCAAAACGAGAAUUUUAGACUUUUGUAUUCCUGAAAAGGAAUUAGGAAUUUUUUGUGUGUGUUGAAUAAAUUUUCGAGUAAAGAAACUUUCUAUUUAAAGUAAUUUCUUCCACAAAAUCAUUACUUUUUACAUUCUUAUUUCAAAACCAGCAUACUUUCCCCAUGUUGGGUGUGAUCUUUAUGUGAGGUACAUCUUUAUUGUGUUUGCAGUCUUUGACAAUGGCCAUCUCAAGACGACGGUAUCAGAUUAGAUAUAAGAACAGGAUUUAGAUGGGACAAUAUCCAACCCAUCUUCUGUUCUACAAUUAGAACACUAUACCCAUUCUGAAAACAGUUGAUCUCUUUUUCCCAUCUGAUCAAAACUGCCCCUUGGAGUACUAAUGGAAGCUACAGCAAAAGUAACAAAACUCAGAAUCUCAGCUGGUCCCUUUGGUGCUCAUUCAAUAGCAAAUCAAUUUUCACUAAGACCUUGUGGAUAACAGUACAACACACACACACACACACUCCUGGCACAGAGAUGCUCAGGGCUGAGGA
Messenger RNA from Nannospalax galili (Upper Galilee mountains blind mole rat), 2018 nucleotides. RefSeq names its product limb and CNS expressed 1 (gene Lix1). The transcript is spliced from 6 exons. The coding region runs from base 61 to 837 and encodes 258 amino acids. Gene Ontology annotation, biological process: autophagosome maturation. NCBI's taxonomy places the organism in Eukaryota, Metazoa, Chordata, Mammalia, Rodentia, Spalacidae. The record is from RefSeq and is a predicted model, not a curated record. Gene Ontology annotation, cellular component: cytoplasm.